AAAUGCAUUCCCCUGUCCUGAUCUUCGAUUGGUCAUGAAUAAAAGAGGAAAUUCUGCUAUUUCAUAUUGAUAUUGAUUCUGUACAGUGUACAUUGUACAAACAAAUUUCUGCUCUUUCAGAAUGCGCGGAUUAUUAAUCAUAUCGCAUUCGAAAAAAAUCAGGUCAGAAGGGCGCCGGGCGGUCGGCCUUAGCUCUUUUUUUCUUUACUUAUCAGUAAUCAAUUAUUGAAACAUGGGACUUAUUGAAAUCGCGAAACAAAAUUCUCUUUUGGUCCUAACACUGGCCAGACCUGAGAAAAGAAACGCAUUAAGCUUAGAAAUGCUUUCCCAGCUGCAAACGGCCCUCAAUAAUGCGGCAAAUGAUCCAGACUGUUCUGUGGUGGUCAUCACAGGCAAAGGGGAGUAUUUCACUUCAGGAAAUGAUGUCUCAAAUUUCCUUACAUCUGAUCAACCCGCUCAAAGAAAGCUGUUGGGUUUUCCUGAGGCUGGACCUCCUCUGAGUGUGGAAGACCUAGCAAGAGGUGGCAGAGACUUCUUCUGCAAGUUAGUUGAGUGCAUCAUCGACUUCCCUAAGUUGCUCAUAGGCGUCGUGAAUGGCCCAGCAGUUGGCUUUGGUGUCACCAUCCUACCUCUGCUGGAUCUUGUCAUCUGUCUUGACACGGUUACGCUGUGGACGCCGUUUGUGUCGCUGGGGCUGGUGCCAGAAGGCUGUUCCUCCUACACAUUUCCUCGCAUCAUGGGCCCUUCCACAGCAGCACAGAUGCUUUUAUUGGGGUAUAAGAUGAGUGCAGCUGAAGCCUUGAACUGUGGGCUAGUCGCUAAAGUGGUGACGCGGUCAGAGCUGGAGGCCGAGUGGGAGUUUAUAAGGAACAUUGCCAACAAUAGCCCUGUAGAGACGCUGACUGCAGCUAAAAACCUCGUAAAAGAUCAUUUGAGGGACCAGCUUCACCAGGUAAAUGUGAAGGAAUGCAACGAACUUCUGAAGCGCUGGCAGUCUGAAGAAUUCUUCGAGUGCGUCGCUGCCAGCAUGGCUAAAAAAUCAAAGCUUUGACUGCUUUUCAGCAGGCAAAUCUAGUGUUUGCUUAUCUACUGCUGCCUUCUUUCCUUUUAAGGUUAGAAUUCGUUCGAAAAAAGUGGUUCAAUAUAAGAACAUUCUGUAUUGAAGAACUUGUUUCAGGUCAUACCUUAGCGCCGAUUCCACUCACAAUUGGAGUAGGUAUAAUUGCUCUUCAAUAACAAUACUGACUUCACUUUCAUGAGCAUAUUCAUUAAUUGAUAUCAACUUUCAAGCUUCGACAACGGCUGAACUUUUCUCGUUUAAAAGCAAACACAACCUCAAACGUUGUUGAAAUUAAGUAAUGUCAUAGGUUUAAAUCAUCACUCUGACUUUAUGUUACAGAAUGUUUCGGUGAUUUUGUGUUUUCAGUAUUGUUUUUAGGCAGAAGUAACUUCAAACCUCAUCGCGUCUACUGUAAUUACAAUCUUUUUAUACAGGGUUAGACGAAAUAAGGGAAAACCUGAAAAAUCCACAAAAUAUAUUUCAGUAUGGUGUGGAUCCACCUUUUGCGGCUAUUACAGCCUCAGUGCCCCGAGGUAUUUAUUCAUACAAAUUUUGAAUUGUUUCCAAAGGAAUUCCAACCCAUUCUUCGGUUAAAACUCCCUCCAACUCCUUUAAAGACGAUUGCGGAGGGACUCGAUUUCUGACUUUCAUCUCUAAAAUCAACCAUAAAUGCCAGAUAAUAAUCAGGUCUGGUGAUUGUGGUGGCCAAACGAGAUGCUCAACUUCAUUAGAAUGUUUCUAGUGUCAGUUUUUUUUAACAAUUCCAGCUGUGUGGAUUACUAUCUUGAAAAAAGAUGGCGUUGCCCUUCGGAAACAGUGCUUGAAAUCGAACCAUUGGAUGAACUUAGAACUCCAGAAUUCGUAGAUAGUCACGGCCGUUGAUUAUUCCAUGAAGAGAAAUCAUUGGACCGCCGUAUUUUCAAGCAAUAGCACCAGAUCAUCACGUCACGUUUUCAUAGUUUAAAACGUGUUUAAAAAUUACGAUAUCUAAAUGUCAGGUCUUUCUCUUACUUGUCCAACCCCUGCAUCUGUCAUUAACAUAUCGGCGCGUCAAUAAGUAAAUAGCAACAAAUGGAGGAUGCUGCCGUAUCAUUAAGACUCCGUUUCUACAUACUAAUGCGUCAGCUGCAGGAUAAAAAUGUCCAUGUGCCAUAUAUCGUGUUGAAAUAGCUAAUAAUGUGGAUUUUAUGGUUAUCAGUUUAUUAGCCUAAACGAUCGAUUUUAAAAAUUGUACUUGAUGUCGGCGUUUACUCGUUAUUAUUUAACUGUGCUUUCAUACAUCGUAACUAAAAUGGGUUGUUUGAUCAUUGAAAUUGUUUUAAGCAAUUCGUCUAUAAAUUUAAAUUUUCAUAUAGUAUAUUUUUUUAUUGUUGAAUGGUAGUUUUAUUGGAACACUUACUGAACCAACGCCAUCGCGCGACAUCGUCUGUGGACGUCACUCAAUCCUCACAACAAAUCGGAAACAAUUUGUUCAACGUUAUUAAAACGAUUUCAUUUAAAUCGUUAGCACUGCAUAUAUGGAUCAGCGAACAGUGAUGUGGAAAGAUGAAUAACGUUAGACUUCCGAUUAAUAUGGAUGAGAGAUGUAUAUUUACAAGAAGGUACAGUGGCCAACAAACAACACGCAGUCAAACUCAAUGACCACGAUGGCAUGAGCACCAUAAUGAAUAGAAUUGCAGCGCCAAUUUUAUAACUUUUUGUGGUCAGGGUCGACUCUCAAAUUAAGAGGUUUAUCGUAGCCCAUGAUGCGCCCAUAAUGUUCUAUGUCCUUGAAGGUGUCCACAUCCACAAACAAUGGUUUGUUCUUCACCAGAAAAGUAGUAAACAUGCUCGGGAUUUCCGGGAUGGUCACGUCACUGGGUUUGAAUUCGAUCUGUUCAUCAUUGAAAAAUAUAAUUUAUUGUUAGAAUUAAUCAUCCAUAUGGGAGCAUUUGAAAUCAUGUGCAACGCUCUUAGAAACCUGCUUCCAAGACGUAACAAGCGUAUGUAAAUAUAUAGGCCUCGAGUCAAUAAACAGUGUGCCUUUCAAAUUGUAUAUUUUUUGAGCUAGUCAUAAAUAUAUGCAAU
This is a messenger RNA of Hyalella azteca, 3127 nucleotides long. RefSeq names its product enoyl-CoA delta isomerase 2. The record is from RefSeq and is a predicted model, not a curated record. Lineage: Eukaryota; Metazoa; Arthropoda; Malacostraca; Amphipoda; Hyalellidae. The transcript is spliced from 7 exons. The coding region runs from base 233 to 1051 and encodes 272 amino acids.